Peronospora matthiolae is the source of this 3051-nucleotide messenger RNA. The record is from the annotation of a GenBank genome assembly. Lineage: Eukaryota; Oomycota; Peronosporomycetes; Peronosporales; Peronosporaceae.
AUGUACGCGUCCAAGUUCAGCUUCAAAGGUGCCCAAGCGCGGUUCAACCUGUUGCUGCUUGAAGACGGCGAGUUCUUCCUCGAUGAUUUUAGUGUCUAUCGGUUCCUGGAACCUCAGCCCGAUACACACCGGAAGGUGCAAGGACGACUAAAGUUGUGCACGCGCGGCUUUUUUUUCGAGCCGCAGGACACGAAUUUACCAAUUUUGAGAUUUUUCUUCCGUGAUAUGGAGGAAAUGCCCGUGGCAGAGCUGCACGACCAUCCAGAAGCUGAGGACUGUGCCAUUUUUCUAGCGUUCAAGGUGUCGUCGGUGCUGCAAAUGAAGGAGCGGGGAGUGGACCACCCGUACGUGCAAAAAGAGACGGGGACAAGUGCUGGGGUCCCCGAGAAGUACAUUUUCUCGCUGCUGCAUUCCACGAUUAAGGAGCUGUUGAAAAACGUGCUACCGAUUUGGGAACUUGCCCACAAGGAUAGUGUGAUGAACAAGGUGGACGAAGAAGCGCUGCUCGAGCCAGUUUUACGGCCGCGACAGACUGACCAGUUCGAUUCGAGUUUGUUGGUCGAUUUCCGAGAACGACCGCUGCAAACUGAGGGAAAAUUAGUGGACCGCAUCGUGCCGUUGCUCAAGUACCCAGGUUGUCUGAUGCUGACGAACCAGCGACUGUACUUCCAGCCGGCACAAGUGAACAAUGUGGGCGACCCGGUGCUCAAUUGGGCGUACAGUACGAUCGAGUACUUGUACAAGCGACGACAUAUGCUCAAGCAAACAGGUUUGGAAAUUUUUUUGCAAAAUGGUGAAAGCUCCUUCUUUAGCUUCCGGAAUCAUCACGAUCGCGAUGACGUUUAUAAUAUGAUGGUGAGCCAGCCGGACCUGAAACACCUGCAGCAGGCAGAGUUGGAAUCGAUGCUGCGGAAGUGGCAGCAGCGCGAGGUAUCGAAUUACGACUACUUGUUGUAUUUGAAUAACGCUGCUGGGCGUACGAAGAACGACCUCACGCAGUAUCCCGUGUUUCCGUGGGUAUUAAGCGACUACGAGAGCUCGUCAAUCGACUUGUCCGACCCAGCUAUAUAUCGCGAUCUCUCGAAGCCUGUCGGUGCGCUGAACAAAGAACGUCUGGAGUUUUACAAAGCCCGGUUCGAGGCAAUGCCGCGCGGUAUGGAAGAUGAGGGACUGCCUCCGCCGUUUUUGUAUGGAACACAUUAUUCCACUCCCGGAUACGUGUUGUAUUACUUUGUGCGCAUGGCUCCUGAGUACAUGCUCUGUCUCCAAAAUGGCAAGUUUGACGCGCCCGACCGGCUGUUCCAGAGCAUUGCCAGUACGUGGAGCAGUUGUAACACGAAUCAUGCUGACUUGAAGGAGCUCGUCCCAGCCUUCUUUGACGACUCAGUGCCGCCGACGGAAUGGCUUUGCAAUGGAAAAAAUCUUGAUCUUGGAACUACGCAAAAGUUGACGCGGGUUGGAGACGUCGAUCUUCCUGCGUGGGCAUCUAGCCCAUCUGAAUUCAUCCGUAUAAACCGAGAAGCUCUAGAAAGCGAAUACGUUUCGGAUCAUCUUCAUGAAUGGAUAGAUUUGAUCUUCGGUUAUAAACAACGAGGAGAUGCAGCCGUUGAAGCAAACAACUUAUUUUACUACCUGUCAUAUGAAGGCUCGGUAGAUCUGGAGACAAUCACCGAUCCUGUGGAUAAAUGCUCAUUUGAAGCGCAGAUUCAGGAGUUCGGACAGACACCGAAACUUCUGUUUGCUGGGUCUCAUCCUUCACGUAACGAUGUUGGCAAAGUUGUGAAAAUUGCGACGCUAGACCCGGUGCCACCUUUGCGAAAAGUUGACGAAUCUGCUGACAAGAGCAACGCUUUGUCAUCUACCAGUGAAAUCGAUAAAUGUCGUAGAGAAGACGUUGAAGCCGACCAAAUCGACGAAAGCGAAGAAGGAGAAAACGCAAUGGCGGGGAACCGACGCAGUAUGUUUGCGUUCCGAUCCCGCUCAUUUGGCACUGUACCGAAGCAGGCGCAACGGUUUGUAGGAGGGAUUACAGCGCAGAUUCGGCGCCGAAUAAGUAUCGAGUCGCCCAAGCGCUGGAAUUGGACAUUCGGUACCGGAGGCGAUAGUUCGUCAUGGGUGCCGUCGGCACAUUACAUGCUUCAUGCCGGCGAGGUCACUUCUCUGGUCCUCGGAAAAGAUGGACGGGCUCUUUUCUCCACGUCCAAGGAUUCGACGUUCAAAGUAUCUGCAAUCCUGGAUGGCACGUUGCGGCGUAACCUGUCUUGUAAUUUGGCCUUAUCAUGCUGUGAUGUAGCGCCCGACGAAAAGUAUGUCUUUGUUGGAUCGUGGGACAGCUGCAUAUACAUGUAUUACAUGGACGUCGGACGUGUCGUCGACCAGGUUACAGCACAUGAUGACGGUGUGUCGGCUAUUUGCGUGUUUGAAGACCGCUUGAUUUCGAGUUCUUGGGACGGCUCGAUCAAGAUGUGGCACUAUACGCCAAAAGGAAUCGCAGCCACCCCUUUGUCGACGUUUCUGGGGUGCGAGGACUCGGUAGUGUGUCUGUGCGUCAGCAUAAAUGGGUGCACGGGAGCUGCUGCAACGAGGAAUGGGAUCGUGUAUCUUCUUGACCUGCGCACGUGCGAGCUCAUGCGCAAAUUCCCCGCGAGUACAACACAGCGCACAGAGAUUUGCGGGUUGACAUUUUGUGGCGGGGGACCUACGCUUGCGUGCAUAAGCGUAUCAAAUGAGCUCUCCAUGUUCCAAAUGGAUGGCACGCGAAUAGUGACCAUCAACGUGAACUCUGAUGGGCCUAUCCGGUGCUUUGACUCUGACGGAGAAUACGCAGUCGGGGGGACGUCUACAGGCACGCUACUCUUCUGGAAACUUGACGAACCAACUGGCCAGGAACAGGUGUUAGAAAUUCCGGAUGCACACACUCACGGCGUGUCAGCACUGGCCGUCAGUGCAAACGCGUCUACAAUUGUCUCUGCAUCUGGUGACGGAGGGAUCCGAAUUUGGCAACUGCGUCGGAAAGCUGCUUCUCGUGGCCGUCUCACAGCCUUCUUCUAA